AUGACUAAUGACAUAAUAGUUGGUGAAUAUUGGCUGGUUGAAGACAAAAUUGGUGAGGGUGCCUUUGGCCAGAUCUUUCGAACUAAACACAUUAUAACGAAAAAUUCGUAUGCUCUCAAGAGAGAAGAAUCAACUGUUUACAGUCCUCAACUACCAGAUGAGUACAAAUUCUUAAAAUUAUUAGAAGGACAUGAUCAUAUCCCUAAAGUUUAUUGGUAUGGUGAGAAAUCAGGCUGGAAUUGCAUUGUUAUCGACAUGUUAGGGCCAAGCUUACACAUGUUGUCAAAGCCAGACAACUUCCUACUUGAAAGCAAUUUUCCAAUAUCUUUAGACCAGCUACUAGAACUUGAUGAGUUCGAAUCGAUUGAUGAUUCCAAAAGGUUUCAAAUGUUGGUUGCAAGAAAGUAUAAAACUUUUCUGGUCGAUUUUGGACUGGCGGCAUAUUAUAUUGAUCAAAAUACGGGCAAGCAUAUACAAAUAAACAAAAAAAUGAUAAAAAACAAGACUGGUACCGCCCGUUACACCAGUAUUAAUGUCCACAAGGGAUAUCAACAUACUAGGCGUGACGACAUGGAAUCAUUGGGAUACAUUUUUUUAGAGAUGUUAAGUGGAUCUCUUCCCUGGUCAGGGACUAGGGUCCUUCGUUCUCAAGAUAGGUGGGCAAGAAUGAAAACAAUCAAGAGUGACACUUCUCUUGUUGAAUUGUGCAAGGGAUGCCCAAUGGGAUUUUUGAAGUAUCUUGAAUAUUGUAGAAGAUUAAGAUACAAUGAAAAGCCGGAUUAUGAUUAUUUAAGGAAAUUGUUGAUUGAAUCUACAGGAUCUGGUUGUGAAGCUGAAUUAGUUGCACAACAUUCAAAUUCGUUUAAUACUCCAUUCAGGAAUGACGUGUCAUCAUCUUCACGUUCAAGAACAUAUUCUUUGCCAUUCAAAGAUCUAGAACAAGUUGAUCAUAAUGUUCAGCGUAGCAACAUUUACAAUAACACCAAUUGUAAAGAUUAUUAUCUUGAUAAAAGUCAUAAUGAUAAUCGAAACAAAAAAAUUACAAAUAUUAAAAAACCAGUUAUAAAUAGUUGGUUUGCUCCAAGAAAUCCUGUUACUCUAUGGGAUCAACAAGCUGCUGAGCUUGAAAAAGCUUGGAACAAAGGCCAAUCGUGGAAUGGUAGUAAAGAUGAUGAUAAUAAUAAUAGCAAAUCAAAUUAUAUAUCUCCACUUGUUGAUGAAAAAAUAACAUAUUCUUCACCUUGCAAAAAACCAAUAUAUGUAAAUAAUAUUGUAAUGCCCGGAAACAGUUAUGGUUAUAAUCAUUCUAGAAAGAUACAUGAUAAUCAACAAAUAAAAACCGCAAAUUCUGAUAUGAAAGUUCACCGUAAACAAAAGUGGGAGCAGGACAUGGCAAACCUUCUAGAUUCAUGGAGGCAAAGUGACCAAGAUAUUACUACGGAUAGUCAAAAGUCAAAUUAUAUGCCAAAAAAUAAAGUAAAGGAAAAAAGUCGUAUGAGCCAUUACCCAAAGAAUGAGUUUCAAGUAUUCGAUGAUGAACCACAAAGUUCUGAUGGCUGGACGAAUCAUUCAAUAGAUUUCAAACAUUCUAAUGCUCUAGAAUUCGGAAAAGGUCAUGAUUCAUGCAAUUCACAAUCCAGACAACCAUCUGCGUUAUCUAAGUCAAGUAAAAUCCGUAAUUCAUCAUAUUCUGCAAUAGUAUCACAUAAUUAUGACUCUGAAAGUCGUCGUAAAAAAAACUAA
This is a messenger RNA of Entrophospora candida, 1743 nucleotides long. Lineage: Eukaryota; Fungi; Glomeromycota; Glomeromycetes; Entrophosporales; Entrophosporaceae. The record is from the annotation of a GenBank genome assembly.